UUCGAACCGAUCUACAGAAGAAAAACCCUCGUUCCAAAAUCAAAUCAGAAUUUCGAUCAUUACCAGAUUUCAGCUAAUUGAUUCCACUGAUAUUCCAUCAAUGGCGACGCCGAAACCCUCGAAAACACCGGCUGAAAUCGAGGACAUAAUCCUCCGGAAAAUAUUUCUGGUGUCGCUUGUCGACUCAAUGGAGAACGAUUCUCGAGUUGUUUAUCUGGAGAUGACGGCGGCGGAGAUCAUGAGUGAGGGUAAGGAGCUCAGAUUAUCGCGAGAAUUGAUGGAGAGAGUCGUAAUCGAUCGCCUCUCCGGGAGCUUCCCCACCGCCGAGCCGCCGUUCCAGUAUCUGGUCAACAGCUACCGCCGCGCUUACGAGGAGGGGAAGAAAAUCACGUCGAUGAAGGAUAAGAACGUGAGGUCGGAGAUGGAAUUGGCGGUGAAACAAGCUAAGAAAUUGGCAGUUUCCUACUGUAGGAUCCAUCUAGGUAAUCCGGAUAUGUUUCCGAAUCAUGAUAAGAACAAAUCGAGUGUUUCGCCGCUGUUGCCUUUGAUCUUUGCGGAGGUUGGGGGUAAUCUGGAUGAUUUCGGUGGGAGGAGCAGUGGAGCUGCUUCUCCACCGGGUUUUAUUGAGGAAUUUUUUAGGGAUGCUGAUUAUGAUUCGAUUGAGCCUGUUAUGAAACAGUUGUAUGAGGAUUUGAGAGGGAGUGUUCUGAAGGUAUCUGCUCUGGGGAAUUUUCAGCAGCCAUUAAGGGCACUGCUGCUGCUGGUGAAUUAUCCGGUGGGGGCGAAGGCAUUGGUCAGUCAUCCGUGGUGGAUACCGAAGAGUGUGUAUUUGAAUGGGAGGGUCAUGGAGAUGACGAGUAUACUGGGGCCGUUUUUUCAUGUUAGUGCAUUGCCGGAUCAUGCUAUAUUCAAGAGCGACCCCGAUAUAGGCCAACAAUGCUUCUCUGAAGCCUCAACUCGCCGCCCAGCGGAUCUUCUUUCAUCCUUUACAACUAUCAAAACUGUUAUGACCGGCUUGUAUGACGGGCUGGCAGAAGUUCUUAUGUGCCUCCUGAAAAAUACAAACACACGUGAAAAUGUUCUUGAGUACCUUGCAGAAGUAAUCAACAAAAAUUCUUCAAGGGGACAUUUACAGGUUGAUCCUCUGUCUUGUGCUAGCUCUGGCAUGUUUGUAAAUCUUAGUGCAGUUAUGCUUCGUCUCUGUGAGCCAUUCUUGGAUGCUAAUAUGAGUAAAAGAGACAAAAUUGAUCCUAAAUAUGUUUUCUAUAGUAACCGUCUGGAAUUGAGUGGAUUGACUGCUUUGCAUGCAUCAUCGGAAGAGGUAUCACAAUGGUUUGAGGACAAUAGUGCUAAAGUUGAUACCUCGACAAGUGCUGGUGAUGGACAAAACCGGGUGAUACAGUCUCAAGACGCCUCUAGUUCCAGCAGCAGUGCCAACACACCUUCUCUCCAAAAUAACAAACCAGUUAACAUAAGUGGUGAAAAAACCAAAUACCCAUUCAUAUGUGAAUGCUUCUUCAUGACUGCUAGGGUGCUCAACUUGGGGUUGCUAAAAGCAUUUUCAGACUUCAAACACCUUGUUCAGGAUAUUUCUAGAAGUGAAGAUACUUUGGCCUCAUUCAAAGCCAUGCAAGAGCAGGCUCCUUCGCCACAAUUGCAGCAAGACAUAUCUCGCCUGGAAAAGGAAAUUGAGUUAUACACACAGGAGAAAUUUUGUUAUGAAGCUCAAAUACUAAGGGAUGGAACUCUUCUUCAGCGCGCAUUAUCUUACUACCGCUUGAUGGUAAUUUGGUUGGUUGGGCUAGUUGGAGGUUUUAAAAUGCCUCUAUCACCAACAUGCCCGAAGGAAUUUGCUUGUAUGCCUGAGCACUUUGUAGAAGAUGCCAUGGAGUUGCUAAUUUUUGCCUCUCGAAUUCCUAGAGCUCUAGAUGGGGUUAUGCUGGACGAUUUUAUGAACUUCAUCAUUAUGUUCAUGGCCAGUCCAGAGUACAUCCGAAAUCCAUAUCUAAGGUCCAAAAUGGUUGAAGUGCUUAAUUGCUGGAUGCCCCGGAGAAGUGGAUCAAAGGCAACUGAAACUUUAUUUGAAGGGCAUCAGUUAUCCCUUGAGUAUCUAGUGAAGAAUCUUCUGAAGCUUUAUGUUGAUAUUGAAUUCACUGGUUCCCACACUCAGUUCUAUGACAAAUUCAACAUUCGUCACAACAUUGCCGAACUCCUGGAGUACUUAUGGCAGGUUCCGAGUCAUCGAAAUGUCUGGAGAAGGAUAGCUAAGGAGGAGGAGAAGGGCAUCUAUCUGAACUUUUUGAACUUUUUAAUCAAUGAUAGCAUCUAUUUGUUAGAUGAAAGUCUGAACAAAAUUCUUGAACUCAAAGAACUAGAAGCUGAGAUGUCUAACACUGUAGAAUGGGAAAGUAGGCCAGCCCAAGAGAGACAGGAGAGAACUCGACUUUUCCACUCUCAGGAGAAUAUUAUUAGGAUUGAUAUGAAAUUGGCAAACGAAGAUGUGAGCAUGCUAGCAUUUACAUCUGAGCAGAUUAUAUCCCCUUUCCUGCUACCGGAGAUGGUUGAGAGAGUUGCCAGUAUGCUGAAUUACUUUUUGUUACAACUUGUGGGACCGCAAAGAAAAUCUCUUAGCUUGAAAGACCCUGAGAAGUAUGAGUUUCGGCCAAAACUGCUGCUAAAACAGAUUGUCACUAUCUAUGUCAACUUAGCUAAAGGAGACAAGGAAAAUAUUUUUCCAGCAGCCAUCACAAGGGAUGGUCGUUCAUACAACGAACAGCUAUUUGAUGCUGCAUCUGAUGUCUUGAGGAAGAUCGGGGAAGAUGCCAGGAUCAUUCAAGCGUUUGUUGAGCUUGGCACUAAAACCAGAGUUGCAGCUGUAGAGGCCAUGGAUGCUGAGGCUGCUCUCGGUGACAUACCUGACGAAUUCCUUGACCCAAUUCAGUACACUUUAAUGAAGGAUCCUGUCAUUUUGCCAUCAUCAAGAGUGAUUGUGGAUAGACCCGUGAUUCAGAGGCAUCUUUUGAGUGAUAGUACUGAUCCAUUUAAUCGGUCUCCUCUCACAUCGGACAUGUUAAUCCCCGACGUGGAGUUGAAGGCGAAAAUCGAAGAAUUUAUCAAGUCACAAGAAUUGAGAAGGCGGGAAGGGUUAGGCUCGCAGAACUCCAAAGACAAGAUUCAAACGACUGAUACUACCACUUUAAUAGAGUAGGCAUAUAUUGCUAGAUACUUGUAAAUUUUACUGGGUUGUAUAAUCAGUCAAUAUUAUUUGGUGGCUGGAUUCUUUUGUUGUGAGCUGCAUUACUUUCAUAACUCACGAUAUGCAUCAAUUAUAUCCACAUUAUCCCAGA
This is a messenger RNA of Salvia hispanica, 3347 nucleotides long. Its product is annotated as U-box domain-containing protein. Gene Ontology annotation, biological process: ubiquitin-dependent protein catabolic process; ERAD pathway; protein polyubiquitination. Gene Ontology annotation, cellular component: nucleus; cytoplasm; ubiquitin ligase complex. Gene Ontology annotation, molecular function: ubiquitin-ubiquitin ligase activity. NCBI's taxonomy places the organism in Eukaryota, Viridiplantae, Streptophyta, Magnoliopsida, Lamiales, Lamiaceae. The record is from RefSeq and is a predicted model, not a curated record.